This is a messenger RNA of Dioszegia hungarica, 525 nucleotides long. RefSeq names its product histidine phosphotransferase. The transcript has 3 exons. NCBI's taxonomy places the organism in Eukaryota, Fungi, Basidiomycota, Tremellomycetes, Tremellales, Bulleribasidiaceae. Bases 1 to 525 code for a protein of 174 amino acids. Gene Ontology annotation, cellular component: nucleus; cytoplasm. Gene Ontology annotation, molecular function: histidine phosphotransfer kinase activity; protein histidine kinase binding. The record is from RefSeq and is a predicted model, not a curated record. Gene Ontology annotation, biological process: phosphorylation; phosphorelay signal transduction system.
AUGUCCGAAACAAAGCCCGAAGCCUCCAGCUCGGCUGCCACACCUGUCGACGUUGAUGCGCUCCUCGCAGAGAAGGUACCGUCGCCCACAUCGGCCGAAGGCGUGAUUGAUCUCGAGGUCUUUCAGCAGAUCCGGGAUAUGGACGAGGAGGACGAUGAUGGAUCAGGCGACGAGGAGCCAAAUGCGUUCAGUAGGGGGAUUGUCUGGGGAUUCUUUGAGCAGGCAGAGCAGACAUUCAAGCAGCUUGAGGAUGCCUUGGCAAAGAAGGAACUUGUCAAACUCUCUUCGCUCGGACAUUUCCUCAAAGGCUCGUCCGCCGCACUGGGCAUCAUCAAGGUCCAAGACGCGUGCGAAAAGAUACAGCACUACGGAAACAAGCGGGACGAGGAGGCUGGCGAGGACUUGACGGAACCCGAAGCGCUCAAGCGGAUUUCGGACCAGUUCUUGAUCUGUAUCAAGGAAUAUCGGCUGGGCAAGGCGUAUCUGCAGGGACUGUACGAGGAGGACGAGGAGGAUGACGAGUAA